AAUCUCGCCAGCAACGAACUGCGUGUACUGGAGGAGGGUCUGUUCUCAACAAAUGCACAUCUCACCACAAUCCAGCUUCAAAAUAAUCAAAUCAACACCGUCGACGAAAACGUAUUUUACAACGAAGCCGAUAGCCAACUUUCUAGCUUAGAGUACAUUAUACUUAGCGACAAUAACAUAACAGAGAUUAACAUUCCCAACGUAAGGGUACCCAAUCUCAUACUAAACAACAACAGGAUCACGCACAUCCACAUAUCAUCCAAAGUGCACUAUCUGCAAGCUGAAAAUAACCGAAUAUCCUCCAUCACGUUCGAUAACGUGUCAGAAGCCGAACUGCAGCAAUUGAAACUAAAGAAUAAUUCGAUAUCUUCUCUUGAUGUCAUUGGUCGGUUGCAAAAGCUGGAAACACUGGACUUGUCUUACAACUCACUCGAUCCGCUAAACGUAACAACUUUCGGAAUGCUCAAACACUUGACAGUGCUAGACUUGGCGAAAACGAACAUUUCAAAUCUUCAGCACGGUACUUUCGGGCAUCAGCAGGAUUUAACGUGGCUCGAUCUGUCGUACAAUAACUUGGACCAUCUGGAUAUAGAUGUGCUAGUGUCAUCAUCGAGAUUGGAAAGCCUCUACUUAGAAGGCAAUCACUUGACGCACUUGGAAUAUUCGAAGAUAAAAACAUAUUUCCCAGGACUUAAAGAUAUUGGUAUUGGUGACAAUGACUGGAACUGUGCGUACCUAACCAAACUGGUAGCCUACUGUAAUGAACAGUCUAUAGAACUCUACAAAACGGCCACUUUAGAUGUUCUCAAAAAUCAACCACAUGUAAAAGGUGUUUACUGUUCCGAUGAUAAGCAUCUGACGCGCAACUGGACGACGGCCAUAGAACAUCUUUAUAAAGACACCAACCGAUCUGCUGGCGAUGCUCUAGAACUAUUGUUCCGGAACGUUUUGGCAGACGUUAGAAGAUCCGGCAGCGAUUAUUCCGAAGCGAUCAAUAAAACUCUCAAGAUGACAGUGUUUAAUCUAACCAAACAACUGUUUCAAUUGCAGAGCGAUCUCGACACACUCCGUCAGGCGCAGCUUGAGACACAACUGACAUAUUUGGCGAAUCACACACAAAACUCGAACUGUAGCAUGGACGAGCGGAAACGAGUGAUAGAAAGUACCAACAUGAGGAUUGAUAAGCAAGAGCUUGCUAUCAAAAUGAUGGAGCUCAACUUUAGCCAACAGUUGUCGAAAGUAAACAAGGCGUUGGAAAUGGCGAACGAAAAUAUUGAUAAGCUGACAGUUCUAAUGAAACAAAUGAAACAAUCGCCCAACAAUAUAGAUGAGGCGAAGAGUUACAGUGCCUUAGCAGUGGAGAAGCAGACUCAGCAAGCCAAAUACAGCACAGACGAUCCGCACAAGGGUCACAGCAACGUUUGGAUCGUCGCAGUGCUACUGGUGAAUGGAUUGAUACUAAGUCUGUUGUUUGUCAAUCUGUACAACAAAUACUACCGCUCACGAACAGUUCAGAGAAAUCAAAUAGAGAAUUCAAGUUUGACGACGAUCGUUGACCAUGAGAUAUAAUGUGUUUGCGACCAACAACGCAACAGAACGGUGACGCUUCAGGUGUUCUCGAAGAGCAGUCAAGACUAGAAGACAAGUAGUUCAGAGUGAGAUGAUCGUUAUCAUUUUGAAUGCACCGUACCGCACUAUUAUCACCUUUUGUUUAAUCUUAGAAGAACGGACCGGGCCGUAUUUAUUGUUCCUAAAUCCUAAAUUCUAAAUUACCCGACUACUACGUAAUUAUCAUAGAAAACAAGAGCCCCAAAGAGCUAAAUUAUGUUAAUUAGUAUUUUGUUUGAUAGCCUAACCGUGUAUUGGUCGGCUAAUAAUGACAUGAAGCUCCAACGCUGCGUCCUGUGAGACGCUGUGCGCCUUUACGAGUGCAAAUGCCAACCGCAAAACGUGGGCUAUUGGUGUCAUUCUAAGCAGCAAGCGUGAUCUUCGAAAACUUGCCGUAACUUGGAUAACACUAGUUUGUAACCAUCUUUUCAAAAUACAUUAAAUUAUUAAGGACAACUUUAAACACGCUUCUCAGGCAACAAUGAAAACGAUGACAAACUAUGAACAAGAUAAGACGGUAAAACAAUCUCCGGGUAGCCGUUUAAGUGGCUUACAGUAUAUGUUAUCCAACUGUUCAUAAUGUUAUCCUCUUGGCAUCAUCUCAAAUAUGUUACUGGACAUUCUAAAACAUUAAUAAGAAAGAACAGAAAUCAUCAACAGUAAAAUAUAUAACAAAAAUAACU
This is a messenger RNA of Anopheles cruzii, 2291 nucleotides long. RefSeq names its product leucine-rich repeat-containing G-protein coupled receptor 4-like. The record is from RefSeq and is a predicted model, not a curated record. The transcript has a single exon. NCBI's taxonomy places the organism in Eukaryota, Metazoa, Arthropoda, Insecta, Diptera, Culicidae. The annotation marks the transcript as partial. Gene Ontology annotation, molecular function: protein binding.